GCAGCUUUAUCGUGACCUUAUUCUACUAUUCCCGGUUCAACGGCUGGUUUCAGAGGCAGAAUGGCAUCUGUCAAGAUGGGCGGUUUGCCGUCGCUGCGCAAACAGCAGCUCCUCUCAGAGUUCACUGGACUCAAGCAGGCCUGCCCUGAAGGAAUAUUCGUCAGUCUUACUCCGGGAGAUGCCACGCUCUGGUCGGGCGUCCUCUUUGUCCGCAAAGGCCCGUAUUGUCCUGCCAUCCUCAGGUUCCAGAUAUCAUUUCCCGACGCCUAUCCUCAGCUACCGCCCCUAGUCACCUUCUCGACCGACAUGUUCCACCCCCUUAUCACGCCUUUGACCACCUACGUUUACAGCACCGAGAUCGAAGACAGCGGCACAGUGAGCGCCUCGGACCAGGAACGGCUGCCCCCCGGCGGGUUCAGCCUACGGCAUGGAUUCCCAGAUUGGUUCGGCCGGGGAAGAAGGAGCAUGAUAGAAGCGCGACGGACUUCGGGACAGCAAACGUCAAGUCCAGGUCCGACCGGCAGCAUAUCGAGCGCCACCACGACACCUGCAUCGUCAGCGGGGAAACCAUCCUAUAUGCGAACCGGGAAGAAGAGUGUAUCGGCUUACGAGGUACUACACUACAUCCGCAGCACAUUCGACGACGAGGAAGUUCUAGACUCGGUGCCGCUGGCCGCAGCUGGAAACCCGGGUGCCUGGCAUGCUUGGAGGACGCACAGGCGGGCAGCAGGCAAGCUGACAGAAGACACCACCGCCGCCGCUCCAUCGCAAGGGGGGGAGGAGAAGCCCAAAGAAGAAGGCGAGCAGGCCUCGGAUCAAGCGCAGGACAAGGCGACACCUGCGUCACCUGCCGUCACGACUCGACAUCCCGGGGAGUGGAAUUGGGAUGGGGUCUGGGAGGACAGAGUCAAGAAGGGGAUUGCCUCGAGUUUGUCGGAGCCUGUCCUCUAUGGCGGGACGAAUACAGCUGAUGAUCUGAUCAAAUUCCUCCCUAUGGAGGACAACGACGUAGACUCGGUCAAGGAGAAUCUCCGCCGGACGCUCGGGCAAUCUGCGUGAUUUCACUCCAUAAAUGGAUUCGAGGUGCUCUUAUUCAAGUUCCUCCGCUUUGUUCCAUAGCAUGCCUCAGAUUUCGCCUUCCUCAGAGUUGUCGUUUGUUGAAGCUGCAACAGCUACCCUAGGGCAAGGUAGAGUUUGGCCAGGAAGGAUGGAGUUUCUCUCGCUGCUUCUUCGCAUUGGAUGCAAGUCUAGUGCUUGCCUUGUCUCUGUUACUUUGCUACGUGUAUAGCAAGAGCACUCUGAUACCCCUAAACUAAAAUCUUGUUAUUCUUGUAGUUGGUAACCCAGUUAAAUAUGACUAGCCACUCGCCC
Molecule: messenger RNA, 1371 nt
Organism: Fusarium vanettenii 77-13-4
Lineage: Eukaryota; Fungi; Ascomycota; Sordariomycetes; Hypocreales; Nectriaceae
Exons: 4
Coding region: 61-1059 (332 amino acids)
Source: RefSeq, a predicted model, not a curated record